Hibiscus syriacus is the source of this 586-nucleotide messenger RNA. RefSeq names its product auxin-responsive protein SAUR78-like. Gene Ontology annotation, biological process: response to auxin. The transcript has a single exon. Bases 116 to 544 code for a protein of 142 amino acids. The record is from RefSeq and is a predicted model, not a curated record. NCBI's taxonomy places the organism in Eukaryota, Viridiplantae, Streptophyta, Magnoliopsida, Malvales, Malvaceae.
CCAUGUAUUUAAACCUUUUAAGUACUCUUUUCAUUGCUCCUUCAUAGAGUGUAAAUCAAGUCUCCUUUCAUCCACCAACAUCUCUUCAUCAUUUUCUUCCAUCUAGACAAAUUCAAUGAAGAAGAUCAAUCUCAUACUCGGGAAAUGCAAGAGCUUGUCGAUGCAACUAGGGAGGUCGUCCUCGUACAACAGCUUGAGAUCGAGAUCAGCUCGGGAAGAUCGUCGCCGUCGUCGUGUUUGGGAUCAUAUAAGAAGAGGGGGAGGAAAAAACAAUGUUGAGAACGAUGAUGGCGGUGACGAUGAACAUCAAGAAUGCGAAACGAUUUAUGUCGGGAGUACAAGGAAACAAUACGUGCUUAGUUCGAAGUACCUUAAACAUCCGUUGUUGAAUGCUUUGAUAGAGAAGCACGGAAGGGAUGACCACAUGGUGGUGGUUAAAUGUGAGGUAGUUUUGUUUGAUCAUCUUUUGUGGUUGCUUGAGAAUUCUGAUCCAAAUCUCAUACUGGAUUCCUUGGAGGAAUUGACUGACCUCUAUGUGUUUUGAAUAUAUAUAUGUAUGUGUGUGUGUGUGUUCCUUUUAUUAACA